Messenger RNA from Zea mays, 1704 nucleotides. RefSeq lists its product as uncharacterized. Lineage: Eukaryota; Viridiplantae; Streptophyta; Magnoliopsida; Poales; Poaceae. The record is from RefSeq and is a predicted model, not a curated record. The transcript has 4 exons. Bases 232 to 1353 code for a protein of 373 amino acids. Gene Ontology annotation, molecular function: protein dimerization activity.
CUACUGUAGUAGCAAUAUUUGUUGUCGUUGGCAUGUAUAGACUGAUUAUUCCUUCCCUGUCUAGCUAGUUCUUUGGACUUGUGUAGCCAUGUCCUAUAUUCCUUUUUUUUCUUCUCUGAAAUCGUCGUUUCUCUAUUUGGAUCAUAAUAUACACCACCAGAUCAAGAUCACUGCAACGACAAUUUCUACUCUGUUGGAGUGUUAGACCAACCCCGGCCGUCAGCUGGCAAAAUGGAGGACUCGAGCCUGUUCCUGCAGUGGGCGAUGAGCACGCUGCGGCAUGAGCAACAACCCGCGGCAGCCGUCAACGACGACUGCAGCAGCGAGGCAACGUUCCCCUCACUCCAAGCGCUCCGCGAGGCCUCGCAUGCGGCCGAGAUGGUCCAGGAGCUGAUCGGAGAAGCCCCAGCGAACAGCUGGAGCUCGGGCGACACCACCGACGGCAGCAUAGGAGGCAACAGCAACUCGGUCCCUGGCCCUGCUGCGGCGGCCAUGGAGCACGAUGUCUGGCCUGCUGCGUCGUCGAAGACCUCUCCGGCCAGGCGCGCCUUGAGCAGGAGCAGCAGCGACACCAACCCUCCCGUGAGCUGGAACUUCAGCGCCGCAGCCUCGGCACAGCUGGCCGGCAGCGCCGACGGCAUGCUGCCGGAAUUCGCCCCCAAGAGCGCCCUACCGCCGGACCAAGCGUACGGAUCACCGCGGGCAAGGAGAGCCGGCUUGAAGAGCCUGGCGGGAUCCAUGUCGUCGGCGGCGUACGCUCAAGACCACAUCAUCGCGGAGCGGAAGCGGAGGGAGAAGAUCAACCAGCGGUUCAUCGAGCUCUCCACCGUGAUCCCAGGCCUCAAGAAGAUGGACAAGGCAACGAUCCUUUCAGACGCGACCAAGUAUGUGAAAGAACUCCAUGGAAAGCUCAAGGACCUGGAGGCUGGCGGCAGCAACCGGCGCAAGAGCAUCGAGACGGUGGUGCUCGUCAAAAGGCCGUGCCUCCAUGCUGCGCCCGCGCCGGACGACGAUGCCUCCCCAUUGUCAGCGUCGUCAGGCACGCCGGCUGAGACGAAGACGCAGCUGCCGGAGAUCGAGGCCCGGUUCGCUGAGAAUAGCGUCAUGGUGAGGAUCCACUGCGAGGACGGCAAGGGGGUGGCCGUGAAGGUGCUCGCCGAGGUCGAGGAGCUCCAUCUAAGCAUAAUCCAUGCCAACGUCCUGCCCUUCGUAGAGGGCACUCUCAUCAUAACCAUCACGGCAAAGGUGGAGGAGGGCUUUACCGUAUCUGCGGGGGAGAUCGUUGGCAGACUCAACUCUGCACUACUGCACAACAACGAGCAUAAUAGAUGCUGCAACAUCGCUGAUGAGUGAUGAAGAAACAAUAAACUAGCUAAUACUCCCUCCCAUUUUUUAUAUGACGCUGCUUAGUUUAAAAUUGAAUUGACCAGCGUUAUAUAUAAACUAACGGAGGUAGUAUAAUCUAGCGCACGCGCGCCCUAUAUAUACCGCGGCGGUAUGAAAUUGAAGUCCGACGGUAUAUGAUGCUGGUUGCUGGAGUGUUUCUGCUUUUUUUAACAAGUUUUACGGCUCUUGCUGGUUUUUCUCUCUCUCUCUUAUACGUCCCUUCACGUACGUAACGUGCAUGGGAAAAUUGUCUGGUUCUAUAUCAGCGGUUUAGUUAAGAAAACUGUCAAUAUAUACGCCCAUAAGCUCUUACGUCCA